Messenger RNA from Knipowitschia caucasica, 5034 nucleotides. NCBI's taxonomy places the organism in Eukaryota, Metazoa, Chordata, Actinopteri, Gobiiformes, Gobiidae. The record is from the annotation of a GenBank genome assembly.
AUGUGUCCUGCUACUGUCAGUGCAGCUGCUCUCUGGCUGCUGGUACUGCUGUACACAGGCCUGUUACCAGCCCAGGCCUCAGACUUCAAUCAAUGCAGCCACAGCUUCUACAGACACAUCCCGCCUCAGGGCAGCUACGACAAGCCCCUGCAGCCCCUGUGCCUGACCAGACCAAAGGGCCAGUCAUUUGCUACUUUGUACCAGCCAAGCUGCGACAGUGCUGUCUACUCUGCCUUCCAUCUCAGCAAUGGGCUGACAGCUAGCACAGCAAAGCAAGAAGCAGAGUCUCUGAGUAAAGAAGAGAAAAGUGUAAAAGUAGUGACCCCUGCUCUACUUAAAGGGGACAGUGAUGAGCCAGAGCUGUCACCAGCAGCCUCCCAUCUUCAACGAUGGGACUCAGCCGUCACCAAUCUUGUCCAGUCGAGCAUCGCACCUCAGUGUCAAAUUUUGGGGGGAGAUCUGUAUGUCCUGAUUGGGGCGGGGAGACUCGGGGUUCUAGAAGCGGAAGACUGUCAGAGAAAGCUGUUGUGGUCUGCAGUCUGCUGUGCAGCUCCUGAUGGGAAGGAUAGCUCCAGUGUGGCCUUGAUCAGAGAGACGGAGGGAGAGCUGAGGCAAGUGUCUGUGAAGGAGCUCGAGGACACAUUAGGAGUGACAGAACUCUUUUCUGAGGGCUGCGGAGCAGGAGGAGAGAUUGGAGGAGAUAUUUCUGAAGUUUCUCAUAAUGAUGCCCAGGCUGUGGUAAAUGCUGUAGCUUCAGAUCUGGGUCCCGUGGAAGAAACAGAAGCAAAAGAAGUGACGACACGGGCCAGCAAUCCAAUUCCUGACACAGCAGUAAGCAGUAACACAGAAGUCAGCCACAAGAAGACGGAGAGCAAUACUGAGUCUCAUGUUUCCUCUGAAAUAAAAGUUGUAGUCACAGAAUCUGCGAAAAAUGCUCAGGUUUCACCGGGCAGCAGAGAAGUGGCAUCCUCUGAGCCAACUCUGGCAGAUCCCUCUUUGAGCCCAGAGACUGUGGAGGAGGUGGAAGUAGAUGAAAACUCUACCAGUACUGUCCUCUACAUCCUCUCCACCACCCUGUCCCUCCUCAAAGCCGCUCUGCACCCAGUGAUGUCCACACUCACUGAACUCCCCGGAAAGGUUUCAUAUGUUCUUCAAGAAGAUCUGGGUGUUCUUUCUGCUUUGCCUGGAGACACCUACUCAGUCUUCCACCUCUUGUUCUCAGAUAUAUUUUCCUGGGUUGGCUCUGCUUUUGACCUGUGCACGGCUAAGCUGACGCGUUUUCAUUCAGAGGAUGGCUACACUCCACGCGUCAUCAGAGAAGACCCGCCAGCCUCCCUGAACGCCCGCUCCAGACCAGCUCUGGUCCUGGGCGCUUCCGAGGGUUCAACAGUUCUGAAUGGGUCUAACGCUGUUGCCUGGUACUUGGCCUCUCAGGGUAAACGUGUUGGUGGAGACAGUAAACAGCAGAGCCUGGUGUGGCAGUGGCUCAGCUUCGCUGACAAUGAAUUGACUCCUGUCGCGUGUGCAGUGGUCUUCCCACUUCUCGGUGUCAUGGGAACGGAUAAAAAGCUGCAACAAAGUUCUCGUGCCGAGAUGAUGCGUGUUCUGAAAAUGCUGAACCAAGCUCUGGAACCUAAAACCUAUUUAGUGGGAGAGGGCAUCACUUUGGCUGAUGUGGCAGUGGCCUGUGCUGUUCUUCUUCCAUUUAAAUAUGUGCUGGAGCCACAAGACCGUAAAGUUUUGACUAAUGUCACAAGAUGGUUCACGACUUGCAUCAAUCAGCCUCAGUUUGUGAAGGUUCUGGGAAAGGUAACUCUGUGUGAGAAGAUGGGUCCAGUCACUCUCAAAACAAACACAGCUGAUGCUAAUGCUGACAAUGCUAAUCCAGCUGGUGAUACUGAUGCAGCCACAACCAAUGGACCACCAAAGACGGACGCUCAGCUGAAGAAGGAGGCCAAAAAACUUGAGAAGCUGCAGAAGUUUCAACAGAAAAAAGAAAUGGAGGCCAAGAAAAAAACCCAGCCGCCAACAGAGAAAAAAGCCAAGCCUGAGAAGAAGGAAAUCGGCGUAAUCUCGUACACUGUCCCAACUCAGCCUGGGGAGAAAAAGGAUGUGGUCAGUCCUCUCCCAGAGUCCUACAGCCCUCAGUAUGUGGAGGCCGCCUGGUAUUCGUGGUGGGAGAAGCAGGGAUUCUUCAAGCCUGAAUUUGGGAGGAAGGAUAUUUCCGAACCGAACCCUCGCGGUACUUUCAUGAUGUGUAUCCCUCCUCCAAAUGUGACUGGAUCUCUUCACCUGGGCCACGCUCUGACAAACGCUAUUCAGGACUGUCUCACCAGAUGGCACAGAAUGAAAGGAGAGACGACCCUGUGGAACCCCGGCUGUGAUCACGCCGGCAUUGCGACACAGGUGGUGGUGGAGAAGAAGCUCAUGAGGGAGAGGGGACAGAGCCGCCACGACCUUGGCCGAGAAAACUUCAUCCAGGAAGUUUGGAAGUGGAAGAACGAGAAGGGAGACAGGAUCUACCACCAGCUCAAGAAACUUGGGUCUUCACUGGAUUGGGACAGAGCCUGUUUCACAAUGGACCCUAAACUUUCCUAUGCCGUACAAGAAGCAUUUAUCCGUAUGCAUGAAGAAGGGGUAAUCUAUCGGAGCAAGAGGCUCGUCAACUGGUCCUGCACACUCAACUCUGCCAUCUCCGACAUUGAGGUGGAUAAGAAGGAGCUGACUGGCAGAACGCUGUUGCCUGUGCCCGGAUACAAGGAGAAGGUGGAGUUUGGAGUUCUCGUGUCUUUUGCCUACAAAAUAGAUGGAUCAGACGAGGAGGUGAUCGUUGCCACCACUCGUAUUGAGACCAUGCUUGGAGAUACCGCUGUGGCUGUGCACCCAGACGACCCCAGGUAUCAGCAUCUCAAGGGCAAAACCGUCCUCCAUCCAUUUUGCGACCGCAAGAUGCCAAUUGUGUUUGACGACUUUGUGGACAUGAAUUUUGGAACAGGUGCUGUUAAAAUCACCCCUGCUCAUGACCAUAACGAUUACGAUAUUGGAGUGCGGCACAAUCUGGCCUUCAUCAACAUUUUGGAUGAAAAUGGGCUGCUCAUCAACGUGCCCCAUCCCUUCCUGGGCAUGAAGCGCUUUGAGGCCAGGAAGGAGGUGAUUCAGGCUUUGAAGGACAGGGGUCAAUUUAAAGAAAUCAAAGACAAUCCCAUGGUUGUACCAGUCUGCAGUCGAUCAAAAGACAUCGUGGAGCCUCUUCUGAAGCCUCAGUGGUACGUAAGCUGUGCAGACAUGGGAAAACAGGCUGCAGACUCCGUGAGAGAAGGACGCCUCAAAAUCAUCCCAGAUCACCACCUCAAGACCUGGUUCAACUGGAUGGACAACAUCAGAGACUGGUGCAUCUCUCGACAGCUGUGGUGGGGUCACAGAAUUCCUGCUUACUUUGUGACCGUCAAUGACCCUUCUGUUAAACAAGGAGAGGACAUGGACGGCCAGUACUGGGUGAGUGGGCGAACGGAAGAAGAGGCCAGGGAGAAGGCAGCCAAACGCUUCAAUGUGACCACUGAUAAAAUCACUCUCAGACAAGAUGAGGACGUUCUGGACACUUGGUUCUCUUCGGGUAUUUUCCCUUUCUCCAUCUUCGGAUGGCCUAACGAGACAAAGGACCUGAACGUUUUCUACCCUGGGACUCUGCUGGAGACUGGACACGACAUCUUGUUUUUCUGGGUGGCUCGCAUGGUUAUGAUGGGCCUAAAACUCACGGGAAAACUCCCCUUCAAAGAGGUUUAUUUGCAUGCCGUGGUGAGGGACGCCCACGGACGGAAAAUGAGCAAGUCUCUGGGCAACGUUAUCGACCCGCUGGAUGUCAUUACAGGGAUUUCUCUGGAGGGUCUUCAUGCUCAGCUGAAAGACAGUAACCUGGACCCAGUGGAGGUGGAGAAGGCCAAACAGGGGCAGAAGUCUGACUACCCCAGUGGAAUCCCAGAGUGUGGGACAGAUGCUCUCCGCUUUGCCCUCUGUGCUUAUACCAGCCAAGGCAGAGACAUAAACCUGGAUGUGAACCGUAUCCUUGGUUACCGCCACUUCUGCAACAAGCUGUGGAACGCUGUGAAGUUUGCCAUGAAAACACUCGGAGACAACUUUGUACCGUCGGAGAAAGCCCAGUUGUGUGGCCAGGAGAGCGUGUCCGACCGGUGGAUUCUGUCUAGGCUCAGUGCAGCUGUCGCUCUCUGUGAUGAAGGAUUCAGGACUUAUGACUUUCCCGCCAUCACCACGGCCAUCUACAACUUCUGGCUGUAUGAGCUCUGUGACGUCUACCUGGAGAGUGUGAAGCCAGUGUUCAGUAAAGUGGACGGCUGCAGCGAGGUCUCCGUCUGCAGACAGACUCUCUACACUUGUCUGGAGGUGGCUCUGCGGCUGCUCGCUCCAAUCAUGCCCUUUGUCACCGAGGAGCUUUUCCAGAGGUUACCGAGGCGACAGCCACAGCACGACCCGCCCAGCGUCUGCGUGACGGCGUAUCCGUGCUCCCUGGAGUUCUGCUGGCACAGUGAAGAAAUUGACCGUGAGAUGGAGUUUGUUAUGACCGUGGUCAAAACAAUCCGGUCUCUGAGAGCGGACUACAACCUGACGAAGACCAGAGCCGACUGCUAUUUGCAGUGCAUUGAUUCGGCCACAGUGAGCCUGGUGGAGAAAUACAGCCUUCAGAUCCAAACUCUGUCGUACUCUCAGGCGGUGAUUCCCGUGGCAGCCGCUCAGCCCGCGCCUGAAGGCUGUGCGGUGGCCAUCGCAUCAGACAGGUGCACCGUGAACCUGAUGCUCAAGGGUCUCAUUGACGUGGAAAAGGAAGUGUCAAAGCUGAUGACAAAGAGGGCAGACUUGGACAAACAGAUGGAGAAAGUCAAAGAGAAAAUGGCAAAGAGCGACUAUAAAGACAAGGUGCCGCUGAAGGUGCAGGAGCAGGAUGCAGAGAAGCUACGACAGAGUCAAACUGAACUGGAGAAGGUAAAGGAGGCUAUUGAGAACUUCAACAAAAUGAUCUAA